AUGAACCAGAUCCAUUCUAUUUUGCUCCUCUUCAUCGUUCGGCUAAGCGUGACUAAAUCAGCAAUUCAAAUUUUGGCUGGUAUCGACACAAUCGACCUCCUCGUCCGAGGGGAGGACACCGCGAAUAAACUUCGAUCAGCUUACGGUGAUUGUAUCAAUACUAUCCAAUGGGACGGUCUCCACGAUGUCGAUUUUAUUACAGACAUUGCCUCUAACUACGAGCUCAUCAUCAAUGCUGGUUCAGGUUUUAUCCCAGACGGCGCCGAAGCUUUUGUUCGAUGCCUUAGUCGUCGAGUUCAAACAGGCGUCUCACCACCUUGGCUAUUGCACAUAUCGGGAUGCAGUAACUUGGCGGAUCGCCCCCUCACCCAAAAAGGGUAUCCUGACAGAGAGUGGAACGAUGCAGAUGGCCAUGCAAUCUAUAAGUUCUUGAAGUCUGAAGAUGACCGUGAGCCCUAUCCUCAGAGGACUACCGAGGUUCGCGUCUUGUCAGCAGCACAGGCAACUGGCGUGCAGGCGGUCAGUAUCAACACACCAUUGAUUUUUGGAACCGGAAAGGGCCUCUUCAACCAACAAGGCAUUAUCAUACCCAUCGUGAUGCGCUACGUUGUUCAACAUGGACAUGGAUUCAAACUGAAUGAUACUGCAAACUGGGACUGGGUUCAUGUUGAGGAUCUUGCUGACGUGUUCGUGCUCCUCACUCGCACCAUUUUGGAGCGAGAGGAUCAUGGUGUGGGCUACAUUCCAAGUGAUACAAAUGGCGUUAUAUUCCCCGCAGUAGGAAGGAGUCUCCAGACUGAGAUCAUGCAAAGGUGUCUAGAUGUCGCGUUCGCCGAAGGAAUUCUGCCUGGUCAUGACACGCCUCUUUCAAAAGAGAUUCGACAGGUAGCCCUUCAAGAGCUUGCUAACAAGAUCACGGCUGGACUGGUUGACAUGGCAGAGCGUGGUUGGGCUGGUACAAAGUCGAUGAAAGGCAACGAAGCAAGACGACUUUUGGGUUGGAACCCCAGUAGACUGGAGGAUGCUUGGAAACAGGGUUUCCAGGAUGAGCUUGAGGCAUUGAAGAAUGGGCAAAGGCCUUGGACUUUGGAAAGUUGUAUUGGCCAAAGUAGAUAG
This is a messenger RNA of Clonostachys rhizophaga, 1116 nucleotides long. The record is from the annotation of a GenBank genome assembly. Lineage: Eukaryota; Fungi; Ascomycota; Sordariomycetes; Hypocreales; Bionectriaceae.